CAUGCGCCCUGCCUCGCUCCUCCACCCCGGCCAGCUCUAAUAACGGCGGCCAUCGACCGCGGUGCUGCGACCUACAGGCCUCACCUCACCCUCUCCUCUAUUCAUAACCCACGUCCCUCCCGUCGAGCCCACAUCUCUUCCGCCCUGCCCCCGCGCCGUAAUGCUACCCUAGGACCAGCAGAGCCAUUGCGAUAGUGCAACGCGACCAUCUUCAUCUGGACCCGGACGACUGCCGGAGCGUCUUGCCAGCGGCCCAGUCGGGCACCCAUCUGCCCGGCGCGGCAGUAUUCCUAGCAUCCCAUGGCCAGCUCCUUUGAGAAGAGCGUCAAGGGCGGCACCAAGAUCAAGCUCGCAGCACCGAAAUCAAAGUAUGUCGAACACAUUCUCGUUGCGACACACGCCGGCGAAGCAGGCGUCGCUGAAAUCUUCCGCGCCCUUACCAACCGUCUGCGCGACUCGACAUGGACCAUUGUCUUCAAGAGCCUUAUCAUUGUCCACUUGAUGAUAAGGGAGGGCGAGCCCGAGGUUACACUCAAAUUCCUCGCCCAGAAUCCCCACCGGAAACUGGCCAUCAAUCACUUUACAGAAGUGCAGACCCAGGGACACAAUAUCCGCACCUAUUCCGAAUACCUGCUCCGCCGCGCCAUCGAAUAUGGCUCCACCAAGGUCGACUACGUGCGUGGCGGUGAGGGCCGCCUCAAGCGCCUGACCGUAGAGAAGGGCCUCCUACGUGAAGCAGAGAGCGUACAGGACCAGAUCAGAGCGCUGCUCAAGUGUCAGCCAUUCGAUGACGAGCCCGAAAACGAAAUCACGCUGACUGCCUUCCGACUGCUCACAAUGGACUUAUUAGUGCUCUUCCACGUCAUGAACGAGGGCACUAUCAACAUUCUCGAACACUACUUCGAACUAUCAAAACCCGACGCAACACGCGCCCUCGCAGUGUACCGCACUUUCGUCAAGCAAACUGAAGCUGUUGUCCAAUACCUUAGCCUCGCAAGAUCGCAUGAACACUCAACACGAUUGGAGAUUCCACGAAUCAAGCAUGCCCCGACCAGUCUGGCUGCAUCGUUGGAAGAGUACCUGGCCGAUAAGGACUUUGAGAUCAAUCGACGACAGUAUAUUGCCGAGAAGGAGGCGAAAAAGAAUGGGGGCAAGUCCACCAAUGGGGCGAGCAAGUCUACGGACUCGAAGUCGGCCUCUAGCAAUACUACUAGCCAGCAGCCAGCAGCAGCUCCGACCAAGCCCUCUGCAAACGCACCUCUGAUUGAUCUGUUUGAGUCACUCGAGGACAACCAACAAACCAUGGCUACACAACCAAUGAUGCAGCAGUAUCCCCAACAAACAGGCUUCCAGGUUCCACAGCAGACAGCGAACAUGGGCUUCCCCCAACAACCACAGCCUUUCCCAAUGCAAAACGGCCAGGGCACGAAUCCCUUCCAACUAGGCCAACAGCCCCAAGCGCCCCAACUCCAGGCCCAGUUCACCGGUGCAGGCUUUGGCGGCUAUUCACCACAACCUUUCAGCACACAGAAUACCAUGCCAUCAAUACCACAGAACGGCAUGCCUGAUUUCUCACAACAGCAGCAACCACAUCAGAUGCAGGUUCCUACCAUUGCCGAGCCUAUGCAGCCUCUGCAGCCUCAGCAAACCUCAACAAAUCCAUUCCGCCAAUCGAUGCUACCCAGCAGUCCGACUGGUGCCAGCUCACUCAACCGCGCGUCAACGAAUCCGUUUGCAAAACACAAUACUGGACUUUCGGCACAAUCACAGUCGCCGGUCAAUUCUCCGCCCUUUUCCAUGCCUUCAGUUCAAGAGUCACCAUUUGCUCUGCAACAGCAGCCGCCACAACAACAACCCCAGCCCCUACAGCCUACGCCCGCUGGCACAAAUCCAUUCGCACGACAGCCAUCGCCACAAAGCACCCUCUCCCCACAGGGUGGACUCACUGUGCACGCAACGGGUAGCACCAAUCCUUUCCGACAAAGUGCCUUUGUCAAUCAGCAGACAGGCCAGGGUUGGCAGAAUGCAGGCAGUCAAGGGACAUUAGGAGGGAUCAACCUUGACCAAGUACCGACAACAAGUGUCUUUCCACGGCCCGGACAGCAGCAACAGCAAAACUUUCUGGGAUAGAUUUUAGGUGACGAAGCAAUGGUGAUACAGUUUUGUAAUUGUGGUAGACUGUUGGCAGGGAUUUGGGGUAGCUUGCGGUUUCCUUUUGCGCGGAGUUUCUUCAAUGCUGCGUGACAUGAUUUGUGAGUAAUCGCUCUGAAAUAACCGUACUGGACUGCAUUCGUACAGGAGUAAGAAUGGGUCACCAUUUCGUAGGGUAGCAGAAGAUGCUCGAAAUUGGAGGUUCUUGAGGCGGACUGGGCUUUUUUGUAACUCAGAUGAUUCAAUCAUCACUUUCUAGUUUAUCUUCGAGCCAGGCAUCUGCAAGGAGCCCCUCGCUAAUGAAACACAUAAUUUAUCG
Molecule: messenger RNA, 2470 nt
Organism: Bipolaris sorokiniana ND90Pr
Lineage: Eukaryota; Fungi; Ascomycota; Dothideomycetes; Pleosporales; Pleosporaceae
Exons: 5
Coding region: 301-2130 (609 amino acids)
Biological process (GO): vesicle budding from membrane; clathrin coat assembly; clathrin-dependent endocytosis
Cellular component (GO): clathrin-coated vesicle; clathrin-coated pit
Molecular function (GO): clathrin heavy chain binding; 1-phosphatidylinositol binding; SNARE binding
Source: RefSeq, a predicted model, not a curated record